GGUAAUCCAAGUCUCCGACAAGGUAGCGGCUGCUAGCUGCGUCAAGUCUCAGAUUGCAGCUACAGUCUUUGAUGCUUACAUAUAGUGUUGGGAUCAUGGAAUUUAGGCUCAACUAUCACCUUGGCACGGGAGGAAGGAGGGACGAAAUAAGAUACAGUGUCUGCCAAGUGCUUAUUGAACACCAAGUUCCCCACACUAUCUGGUUUGAAGACGCUCUUGUUCAUUACGGUGUUCCUACUGCUGUAUUUGAUCUGUAUAUCCUGGUUAAGGAUAUUGUUAUGGCUGCAAAUCUUCUGGUUAAGGCCGGGUGGCAUUCCGAUAUGCAAAUACCACAUCUCAUUGGGAACGCAAAGGUGGACUUGGUGGACUUCCCUCAACAGCGAUUAAUAUCUCCGAAGGGCCAAACGAGAACUGUCCUCCUUCCCGCGGCAGACUGGAGGUUUUCUCUAACACCCAACACUCGAUUGGAAUAUGUGCCUUUGGACAUCAUGCCGUCGCUCAAGGUGCCAUUUCCGCCACUGGCAGGUUUCCUGGAUGCACUGAUCGAGAGCUGGCUAGAUUGUCCUAGCAAUUAUGAGACGCUAUCACUUGUUUUGGCUUGCCAAAUAUCCUAUCUCUACGCGCAUGUCCCCGCUUUGAAACAGAAGUCAUUUGCCGAACAACUGAGAUAUGAACAUCGUCAGUUUCAUUUCGAUGUAUUGGCGGGAAUGGAAACCGGUACCAUUCCAUUUCGAAGGCAUCAGCUAGCUAUUCGUGAUGCGCUGUUACGGGGCCAGUAUGAGUUACGGGAUUGCUCCGCUUCUCGCGAUAAUAAAGAUCUGUUCAACCCCUUUGGGGGAAUCAGUUUUGAACCACUUCGGGAGGAGCAGCAUGAUGAGGGUUCCCAUGAAUACUACUUAGAAAAAGAUACGAGGGAGUCUCUUGCAAAGUGACAUGUACCAUGAGAAUCUCUGACAUUCUGAAUUAUUUCAAUAUCACCGGUUUCGCCGAGGUUCCUAGAAUGUUCAGCCCUGAUAUCUUGGGACAGUCUAUCAUGUAAAGCCAUUACACACUACUUGCCUCCAUAUGAAGGGAAAGUGCACAUAGUCAAAAUAAUGAGCAACCUUCAAGCUGGGAGCGAUGAUGCGACCGGCAUCACCUGCCUUGAUCGGGAGGCCGUCAUCAGUCAUGGUCAGUCCAACCCCAUCGGGCUGUGGG
Molecule: messenger RNA, 1197 nt
Organism: Aspergillus welwitschiae
Lineage: Eukaryota; Fungi; Ascomycota; Eurotiomycetes; Eurotiales; Aspergillaceae
Exons: 1
Coding region: 72-932 (286 amino acids)
Source: RefSeq, a predicted model, not a curated record